Molecule: messenger RNA, 2943 nt
Organism: Hemicordylus capensis (graceful crag lizard)
Lineage: Eukaryota; Metazoa; Chordata; Lepidosauria; Squamata; Cordylidae
Gene: PIP5K1B
Product: phosphatidylinositol-4-phosphate 5-kinase type 1 beta
Exons: 15
Coding region: 580-2199 (539 amino acids)
Biological process (GO): phosphatidylinositol metabolic process
Molecular function (GO): phosphatidylinositol kinase activity
Source: RefSeq, a predicted model, not a curated record
AAAGGAAGGGGCAGAGCCUUGGCGCUGCCGGGCGGGCGGCGGGAGAGGCCUGAGCCGGCAGCGCAGCUCUGGGGCUCUCCCUCCUCCUCCUCCACCCCUCGCUCGCCUCCUCCCCCCACCCAGCGCCAGAAGGAGGAAGAGAGUCCGAGACCAGCACGGCGGCGUUCAGCGCGGAGCUCAGGGGAGGCUGGUAAGAGCAAAGGACUCUCCAAGCAGCAGGGCCCGAAGGGAAGAGAGCAAAGCUUGUGAGGAACUUAGCCGGGAGAGAAAGGCAAGAAGAGGUGUCCACUGCCUGGCGAGGAGACCUGCCGGGAGCCGCAGCAGCCUGUGGCCAAGAAGGCAACUGGGCAGGAGCGCGGACGCCCCCAAGCUGAAGGGGAAGGAGCGGAACAAGCGGACGCCGCCGCAAUUCCCUCCUCCUGCGCCUGCCUGCUCUGCCGGGAUUGGUUUUGUCUCCUGGAAUUGCGUCGCCUGCGGCAAGCUCGGAGUUGCUGGAGGGUCCUGGAAAAACUGACAGCAUCAAUGAAUGGGUUGACUUUUUCUCUCAGCUCCAUAUUAUUUGCAACAUAGCUAAGAACGAUGCAGUCUAUAACUGAAAAUGGAGACCCUUCUGGAAAACAAAAUGAAGAGAAAACAUAUAAAAAGACUGCAUCCUCUGCUAUUAAAGGUGCCAUACAGCUGGGAAUAGGAUACACUGUGGGUAAUCUCACAUCAAAACCAGACAGAGAUGUACUUAUGCAAGACUUCUAUGUAGUAGAAAGUGUAUUUCUGCCAAGUGAAGGGAGCAACCUGACCCCUGCUCAUCAUUAUCCAGACUUCAGAUUUAAGACAUAUGCACCUCUAGCCUUCCGAUACUUCAGAGAACUCUUUGGUAUUAAGCCAGAUGACUAUUUGUAUUCAAUUUGCAGUGAACCUCUAAUAGAACUGUCCAACCCUGGUGCCAGUGGAUCCUUGUUCUUUGUCACUAGUGAUGAUGAGUUCAUAAUCAAAACAGUCCAACACAAAGAAGCUGAGUUCCUUCAGAAGCUGUUGCCUGGCUACUACAUGAAUCUCAACCAGAAUCCAAGGACACUGUUACCAAAAUUUUAUGGACUCUAUUGUGUUCAGUCGGGGGGUAUUAAUAUCAGGAUAAUUGUGAUGAACAAUGUUCUGCCUCGAGCACUGAAAAUGCAUUUCACAUAUGACUUGAAAGGCUCCACAUACAAAAGGCGAGCAUCCAGGAAAGAACGAGAAAAGUCCAACCCCACUUUUAAAGACUUGGAUUUUCUGCAAGACAUGCAUGAAGGAUUAUAUUUUGACUCUGAAACUUAUAGCGCACUGAUGAAAACACUACAGAGGGAUUGUCGAGUGCUGGAAAGCUUUAAAAUAAUGGAUUAUAGUUUGUUGCUUGGAAUUCACACAUUGGACAGUGCUGCCAAAGAGAGAGAAGGCGAGAAUUCUCAGAAUGCAUCUGAUUCUAAGCGUCCAGGAGGUCAGAGGGUUCUCUAUUCUACAGCUAUGGAAUCCAUACAAGGUCCAGGAAAAACUGGGGACUGUGUCAUCACAGAAAGUACCAAUACAAUGGGAGGCAUUCCAGCUAAAAGCCACAAAGGAGAAAAACUGCUGCUUUUUAUGGGCAUUAUUGAUAUCCUGCAGUCUUACAGGUUAAUAAAGAAGUUGGAGCAUUCGUGGAAAGCACUUGUAUAUGAUGGGGAUACAGUUUCAGUCCACAGACCAGGUUUUUAUGCUGACAGGUUUUUAAAGUUUAUGAGUUCCAGGGUGUUCAAAAAAAAUCAGGCUUUAAAGUCCUCUCCCUCUAAGAAACGAUGCAAUUCUAUUGCAGCUCUAAAAGCUACGUCACAAGAAUUUGUAUCUAUCCUUAGUCAAGAGUGGAAAGAUGAAAAGCAUGACUUGCUUACAGAGGGACAGAGUUAUUCUAGUCUUGAUGAAGAAGUAUUAGCCUCAAGACAUCGGCCAGACUUAGUGCCAAGCACCCCAUCCCUGUUUGAAGCAGCUUCUUUAGCAACCACAAUUUCUUCUUCUUCCCUCUAUGUAGAUGACAGUUAUCAACAUGAUGGAAGUAGACUUUAUUCUAGCAGUAAAGGAUUGCCUUCGAGUUCAACAUUCACCUUGGAAGACAGUGCUAUCUACUUGACUUCAGAACAGAGCACAGUAGAAACAGAGAACGAUAAUGCUUCUGUCCUGGAUGUGUACUUAUAACAGCCCAUAAAAGAUGGAUUUUUAAAAAUAAGCAUAUUUGAAGAAAAGCACUUUCUGCACUCUUAAUUUACAAGGAAAGAUUUGCUGAGCCUAGUAAACAAAGAGUCAUAAUCAACAGAACCUCUAUGGAAAAUGUCAAAGGAUUCUUGAACCGUAGAAAUAAUACCUUCGACUCAGCAAAUGAGACAUGAAACAUUCCACACUUUACUAUGAUGUGCUGUUGCCUGCUGAACUGUGAAGAACUGCAUACACCAUACUUAAGCUGCUUUCUCUACUAUUGCCAAUCAUCUUUUCAGGACUUGAAAGUGAUAUUUUCCUAUUGACUCUCAUGUGAUUUUUUCAUUUGCAUGUAUUUGGUGAUUAUGCACAAACAAAAUAUCUAAUCUGCUUUGCCUAUUUAAGGAACCAUCAUCACAGUGGUGAAUAUUAUGUAAAUCAAUUCUGCUUUUCCCUUCCUUCCCCAAAAUUAUAAUUGCUUAUAUAUUAAUUUCAUACAAGGGUUAGUGUAAUAUGUCUGCACAUACUUUAUGGAAACUGUCUUCUAUAAAGAAAUUUUCACUGUUUAUUAGUGAAAUGAUAAAAGCUAUUUAUAACAAGGCCUUAUGUUGUGUACAUAUAUUGUCUUUGAAAUAUUUGUGAUUAGAUAUAUUGCUUGUAAAGAAUAAAUUACAUAAUUUAUUUAGUAUAUUCUACUGUAAACUAUAGUUUUAUUGACAGAAAUAAAGUAUUUUGUUCUCAAAACAA